Molecule: messenger RNA, 1942 nt
Organism: Schistosoma turkestanicum
Lineage: Eukaryota; Metazoa; Platyhelminthes; Trematoda; Strigeidida; Schistosomatidae
Source: the annotation of a GenBank genome assembly
GUAGUACUACUAGUAGUAGUAGUAUCUUUCAAAAACAAAAUUCUAAGCAAUGAUUAUUUUAUUCAACAUUCUAACUAUCAUAAAUGUAUCAUUAUAUUUUGUGAAUAGUGAAAAUUCCACUGUCAUUCAACCUGUCAUUUAUGGAGGUCUUCAAUUAAUUGUGAAUCAGAAUGGCAAAUUAGAUUUUAUGAAACCAGAAAUCGUUCAAAUCACUAGUCAAACACAAACACAAAAAAAUAAUGUUCAACCUCAUGAAAUCACUGAAUCUAAAUCACCCAUCAAAGAUGAUAGUUUAAAAGAACAAAGACAUAUGGCACAAAAUUAUUUUUUCCGUAGCAUACAAAUACCGGACAGUUUAAUACAAUUCCUGCUUGAUCGAUUUGUUUCCAUACGUUACACUCUUCAUAAUAGAUUUAUUCGAGUAAAACCAAGGCAUUUAUGUGGUGGUCUUCUAAUUACUAAUGAUUGGGUACUCACUGCAGCGCAUUGUCUUAGUCCAUUUCAAAGUCAUACUGAAAAUCUUCAAGUAGCAAAAUUACAUCAACACAAGGAGACAACAUCAAUUCAAUUUAAACCUGAUGAUGAUAAGGCAAGAUCAGUUGAAACAAUAAUUCUUCAUCCAAAUUUUACACAAGGUCAAAAUUUAUCACCAGAUAUUGGUUUAUUGCGAUUAAAACAUCAUUCUAUGAUUGAUUCACUUACUGAUGAAGUAUACAAUUAUGAAGAUUUAAAAAGUUUUCUAUUCAUAAAUGACAAAUCACUACUGAUUGAUAAUUCAGAAUAUCUAUGUUUAAUUGCAGGCGUUGGUCAUUUAAAAUAUCGUGAUGUAAAGAAUGCCAAUUCAAAUAAUUAUUUUCAUGUUGCUUUUGUACAUCUGGAAUCAUGUGAUAAAUUAUGGACAAAAAUGGAAUUCGAUACAGAAGCGAAACAAGGUGAAGAUCAUGUAGAUCAUCAACAUGAAGAAGACGAUCAAUGGAUCAAAGUCUGCAGACAAAGUUUGAUUGAUAAUACAUUUAGUGAAAAGUGUCCUUUCAGUUAUUUAUGUGCUGGUGGAAGAUAUGUAGAUGGUGAUACGUGUCAAGGUGAUAGUGGAGGACCACUUCUAUGCAUUGAAUCAAAACAUUAUCUGAAUUAUGGAAAGAAAUGGUUCGUUGCUGGUAUUGCAUCAUCAGGAAUUCAAUGUGGUUUGAAUGGGAUUCCAUCAAUCUAUGCACCAAUAAGCGCGUACUUAAGUUGGAUAGAAUCUAUUAUAGGCUAAUAGAAAACUACAUAACCUUUGGAGUAAAUUUUUGAAUUUCAAUUAUGGCUACUUGAAUUUAUUUCAGUAGUUCGACAAAUUUCAACAAAUUAUAUGUUUCAUUGAUUUUUCAGGAUUUAAAAUUGGGUGAUUGAUGUGACUGACACCUUUCUUUGUUUUCGAUUCGUUGAUCACAUUUUUCUCAUAUUCACUAGAUAAUUGUUCUUUGAUCAAUAUUGGAGUUUAUAUUCUUUGAGAAAACCCAUCAAUUUUGAACUUACAAAAGUUACUUUGAAAUACAGAUUUAAAUAAUAUUUAUUGAGAAAUAAAUUAGACUGAAAGAACUAAUAUGAACCCAUUUUUACAGUUUGCAAUCCUUUCUACUCAGACUUUCUACGCAAUGUAGAUCACUUGAUUAUUAUUUUCAUUAUAACCUCAUUCAUCAUAUUUGUUUAUGUGACCAACAUAUGCAUAAGCAAAACCACUCGGACCAAUCACAGAACCUCUUUAUUUUCUGAGAUCAUUAAACUAAACCUCAAAUGAUACAGUGAAUAUAUUGGAGAUGCAGUACCACGAUUUCUUAUUUAUUUUCAUACUAUUUGCCUACAACAAGCAAAUUUCACCACUGUUUGUCUUCCCUGUCUACAACAAAUUGUUAGGCAUGCACACAUGAUUUGGAGAACUAUUGAAGUGAGUUGAUAAACG